Messenger RNA from Piliocolobus tephrosceles (Ugandan red Colobus), 1094 nucleotides. RefSeq names its product ninjurin 2 (gene NINJ2). Gene Ontology annotation, biological process: cell adhesion; tissue regeneration. The record is from RefSeq and is a predicted model, not a curated record. The coding region runs from base 277 to 687 and encodes 136 amino acids. Gene Ontology annotation, cellular component: membrane. NCBI's taxonomy places the organism in Eukaryota, Metazoa, Chordata, Mammalia, Primates, Cercopithecidae. The transcript is spliced from 5 exons.
AGGAGGCGGAGGUUGCAGUGAGCCGAGAUCAUGCCACUGCACCCCAGCCUGGGUGACAGAGCAAGACUCCUUCUCAAAAAACAAAAAGAAAGAAAGACCUGGGGAUGAUGUGCCUCUUCCUCUAUCGUAACUUAGGGCACAGAGAAGGAAGUUCUCGGGACAGAUUGCGGAAGUGAAUUUGACUGACCUCAUUUUCCGCUGAGACUUCCUGUUCUCCAGUAAUUGCUUGGUGGGGCAAGAGGCUUCAGUUCCAAGUCAGCAAAUGGGAUCUGAGUCAUGAUGUAUAUGCCUGGAAGCUCCGACCCCAGGAGGAACCAGCCCAUCAACCUGAACCAUUACGCCACCAAGAAGAGCGUGGCGGAAAGCAUGCUGGACGUGGCCCUGUUCAUGUCCAACGCCAUGCGGCUGAAGGCAGUGCUGGAGCAGGGACCAUCCUCUCACUACUACAUCACCCUGGUCACCCUCCUCAGCCUCUCUCUGCUCCUGCAGGUGGCCAUCGGCGUCCUGCUCGUGGUCAUCGCACGGCUGAACCUGAAUGAGGUAGAAAAGCAGUGGCGACUCAACCAGCUCAACAACGCGGCCACCGUCUUGGUCUUCUUCACCGUGGUCGUCAAUGUUUUCAUUACAGCCUUUGGGGCACACAAGACAGGCUUCCUGACUGCCAGGGCCUCAAGAAAUCCUCUCUGAAUACAGCCUGGGACCCAGGUACUGGGCCUGGAACUCCUACCUCCUACCUCCUUCCUCCGUGAUCUGCCAGGCUCAUGGGCACUUUCCACAGCCCAGGAGAGCUUCUGAAAGGACGGUAUAGCUGCCCUUGCUCCCUACCCACAGCACCUGAGUUAAAAAGUGAUUUUUUUGUGAUUGGUCUGAGGGACUUCCAUCUUGGUCUGGAGUCCUGAGCUCAGAUGCAGGUACUGCCAGCCAUACCUCCCUGGUAGCAAUUCCUGGACCUAAGGCAUGUCUGUUGAAGGCCAAGUCUGCCCAGCUUAAGGACUCUGGUUCUGACUCUACCCUACUGCUUCCUUCUGCUCCAGGCCUCAGUUUUCCCUUUCUGUAAAAUGGAAUCUAUAUCUAUAAAGGUUUCUUCAAAUCCA